Molecule: messenger RNA, 5282 nt
Organism: Anthonomus grandis grandis
Lineage: Eukaryota; Metazoa; Arthropoda; Insecta; Coleoptera; Curculionidae
Product: sialin-like
Exons: 8
Coding region: 3346-4830 (494 amino acids)
Biological process (GO): monoatomic anion transport; transmembrane transport
Molecular function (GO): transmembrane transporter activity
Source: RefSeq, a predicted model, not a curated record
ACACGUAACUUGUGAAUAUCGUCGAAUUUUUAUGAAGGUGAAGUUUACGCGAAACGAGUUGGUAUUCAAAAGAUGCUCCCGGUAUUUUACCUUAAAGGCAAUCAUGUUCCUUUUAUCGAUAUCGAAGAUGCGACGUUUUUAAAUAAAUUGUUUUAUUUACGACCUUCCGCGCGGCCGGUUCCUUGGCCUAGUCGUAUCAAUGACUAAUUCGCUCAAGCAUGACUUAUUAAAUUAGUGGGUGUCUAUAAUAUAUAUAUCAAAUUAGCCACGGCUUUGACAUCUGUCAAACGAUGACAUAACCUCAAUCCUAUUAAACGUAUUAAUAGGAUUGAGGUUAUGUCAAAAGGUUAUUACAAAAACAAAUUAGAUAGAGUGAGAGAAAAAGUGUAAAAAAUCAGUCGGCGGCCAUCUUGUUUAAUAGUCAUUACGUCAUUGACGGGGCCCUAUUUAAAAACAUAACAGGACAAUGUUGAGUAUAUAGAUAUAGACACUUUUAUUUAUUAACUAAUUAAUAAUACAUAAACAGGUUAUGUGACAUCCUUUUUUCCUCGACAAUAUUUAUUGCCAUUUGUUUUGCUCCUUUUAAGGCCCGACUUGGGUAAUAAAACGAAUUAGGAAUACUAUAUUAACAAACGGAUGAUUUGUUACACAAUAAUGUACAUACGAUGACGUCAGAGUGGUAAAUAGAUUAUGCGUCAAAAGUGUCACUUGUCAUUGGGUUUAUAGGUUAGGUGCGUUUUCUCAUUACUAUUGCCCGUAAGCGAUUAAUUUUCAGGUUAUAAUAGGUGAGAUGUCGCGUUUUUUUUGUUUAUUUAAGCUUUGUUAGACAAUGGAAUGCGGUUUAUAAAUAUUAACACAAUAUGGUAUAUUAAACAGUCACGUGUAAACAAAUGGGACAUUUUUCAUAGAAUAACCAUUAAAAUGCGAUUUAAUUUUUGUGGUUUUUAAUUUGGUAAAAUAUAUAGAAAAACGGGAUUUUCUUUAUUAUAUGUAAGCCAAAAACAAUCAUUACGUAAUGGGUUUUCCAACAUGGUGCCCGUCUUCCUCAUUUUACAAGAUCCUUUAACUUUAGCCACGCCCAAACAAAAAUGGCCGCCCUUGGCAACCUUACUAUGUCAUCCCUUCGAGAAGCUUUUAGCGACAUGGCCUACUUGUAUAAUAUUUCGAGGUUGUUUAUUAUCAUAAAAUCUGUAUGGAAUGAUGGAAUUUUCUCGAUUGCAUCAAUAAAUAAUUAUUACGUAAUGGUUUUUCAAAGAUGGCCCGGUUACAGAAUUGUUUAUGUAAGCCACGCCCAAACAAACAUGGGCGCCCAUGGCAACUUCCUUGCUAUAUAAUCUUCUUGGCAAGAUCUUAGAGAGGAGUACACUUUUCACUCAAUUAACAGUACUUUUAGGUAAAACCAUUUUUGAGUUAUGAAUUUUUGAACUUUGGAAAUUAAUUGUGCGCCCCCUGUAUGUCGUAGAUGAACCGUAACCGCUUGAGCAAACGCGUCCUUCAUUUUAGUACAACAUACUAAAAUCUCAAUUUUUCACCGUUAUUAUAAGUACCCCAAAAGUGUUUUUUUCCAAAUUAGUACCAAUAGCGAAAAAUCACCCUGCACACUGGGUAUUUUCAAAGCAAAAUGGCCGCGUCGCCAUGGUAACGCAAACAGGGAUUUUCGCCGUAAAAAGACCCUUUUUAUAAUCGAAAUUUAACUAUCAAAACCGAACAGAAUCGGGCCAGAAUUGAUUUUAAUCUGUUCUUGAAGCUUUCUACUAUUUUUCCAGGUACAGAUUGUAAGGUAAAAACAUUUUUUUAUAACCUAAAACAUCGUGUAAAAAUGGUCGAUUUUGACGUCUACGCCCAAUUUUAAUGGCGGUUUUGACAACAUGGCGUCACAGUGGAUGAUUCGGCUCGGACUUGCUUCCUAAUUUCAUUGAUAAAAUGCUUAAAAUAGAUCAGAACCCCCUGAAAUUGGUAUGGAAUUAUUUAAGAGAGUCUGAAGAAUCCGAAUAUAUGCACAUCUUUUACUAGUACCUUUAGUACCAAUAGCGAAAAAUCACGCUGCACGUAUCCAGGUAUUUUCAAAGUACGCCAUGGCCGCGUCUCCAUGGUAACGCAAACAGGGUUUUUCGCCGAAAAAAGACCCUUUUUAUAAUCGAAAUUUAACUACUAAAACCGAACGGAAACGGGCCAGAAUUGAUUUUAAUCUGUUCUUGAAGCUUUCUACUAUUUUUCCAGGUACAGAUUGUAAGGUAAAAACCUUUUUUUAUACCCUAAAACAUCGUGUGAAAAUGGUGGAUUUUGACGUCUACGCCCAAUUUUAAUGGCGGUUUUGACAACAUGGCGUCACAGUGGAUGAUUCGGCUCGGACUCGCUUCCUAAUUGUUAUAUUCAUGCGACACAGUGGACCAUGCAAGGCAUUUUGCUAGACAAAAAUCACAAUGCAGUGGGUCCUAAUGAUAAAAAAAAAUUUAAUUGGGAUUUAAUGGAUUUAUUAUAUGAGGCUAUUUUUUUAAAACUUUUUUGUUAUUUGCUUGAUUUGAAUGAAAUUUGGUAUUUGGGGUUUAUUUACGAUACAAUUAUUGAAGUUUUCACAAUUUUGAAAUAUUAUGCAAGUCUUUACGCCAUCAAAGCCUAUCUGUCAUUUUGUUUAUGGGAACUGUUAUUUGAAUGUCAAGAAUCCUUCAACUCAAUUACGCUUAAACAAAAAUGGCCGACAAAGGCGAAAGUGACCAUAUAUAAUCUCUUUGACGAGUUCUUUAGCAGAGUAGGCCAUGAUUUUCAUGAAGCGGCGUGGCCUACUUGUCAAAUACAUCUCUCGAGGUCUUUUACUGGCCAUAAGUCUAAAGAGUUUUCUCGAUCUUGUUAGUACAAGAUGGCGCCCAUACGACAUUCUGACCCUCAUUGGAACGUCAAAGAAUCGUUUAAAACAAACGUUUAAAAACGUACAGAUGAAAACAAAUAUGGCCGCUGACGACACUAUCAACUUGUCAAGUUUUUCACUACCAUAUUACAUCAUAAAUCUCGAUUGUCUCAUGGUAAUUAUUAUGGGUUAUAAAAAAGGUUACGUAUGCAAAUCCAAUCGGUUUUCGCCAUCCGGUUUAAGAGUGGAACGAAAAAAGUAAAUUGCUAUGGCAAAAUUUUCGUUAUAAAUAAUGAAAUAAUAAAUAAAUAAAAUCGGGACCGGUGAAAAUCGAUGCGUUGACCUUAGGAAGUGAUAUUAUAAGUGAAUCAAACGCGGUAGCGGCGCGCCAUUCGCGCGUCCACCGUACGGUCGGUCGGAUAUUCAGUACCAAAAAAAAAGAACCACCACAUUAUUGUUUUUAAUUAAUUAGUGUUUGUUUUGUUAAUUAUUGUUUUGCAAUGUUGCAAGGAUGGAAGUUAAGGGUCUCAAAACUAUUCCUUAUUCCACAAAGGUACAUCCUAGGAAUAAUGGGCUUUUUGGCAGUAGUAAACGCUUAUACAAUGCGAGUGGUCUUAUCGGUAGCGAUCACUGAAAUGGUCCUACCGAUUGCGCACAACGAAACCAUAGACUCACAUUCUUGCACAAACGAUUGGAACGUGAACACCUCAACUAUCCACGAAACAAAAUCCUCCAAUCUAUAUCCGUGGACCGAUAAGCAACAGGGCAUAAUCCUCAGCUCCUUCUAUUGGGGUUACGUGAUAACCCACAUCCCCGGCGGGAUGAUUGCCGAGAGGUUCGGGGGUAAAUACUCCCUGGGAUUGGGGAUGUUGUGCACGGCGAUAUUCACGUUUGUCACCCCGUUUGUGAUUUACGCGACUAACGGCAGUUGGGUGUCCGUGGUGGCGGUGAGGGUCUUAGAAGGCCUCGGAGAGGGCACCACCUUUCCGGCCCUCACGACGCUUCUCGCCAAUUGGGUACCGUUGAAGGAACGGUCUAAGAUCGGCACUUUGGUGUAUGCUGGUAGUCAAAUAGGUACUGUCGUGGGGAACUCGGUGAGCGGAGCCCUAAUUUCCUACACCAACGACUGGGCGAUCGCGUUCUACUUCUUCGGGGCCGUGGGCAUCAUUUGGUUCAUUUUCUGGAUGCUCUUGUGCUAUCCGGAUCCAGAAGCGCAUCCGUUCAUCAGCGAGAAGGAGAAGAAAUAUUUGGGGGAGCACAUAACAAACAUCUCCAGUAAGGACAAAGUGAUCCCCUGGAAAGCCAUCCUGACCUCCGGUCCUAUUUGGGCCCUAGUGAUAACCCAAAUAGGGCACGACUGGGGCUUUUUCACGAUGGUCACCGACUUGCCCAAGUACAUGAAGGACGUCCUCCACUUUAACGUGAAAGAAAACGGCAUCUGGUCGUCGGUUCCGUAUAUUUUAAUGUGGUUCGUCUCGAUGAGUUCCGGAUGGUUAUGCGACUGGCUGAUCCACAAGGGCCACAUGAACAUUUGCACCGCCAGGAAGUUUUUUACUACUUUGGCUUCCAUGGGUCCCGCCGUCUUUAUCCUGAUAGCGUCUUACGUGGGGUGCGACAGGAUGUUGGCCGUGGGCAUGUUCACCAUCGCGAUGGGUUUCAUGGGCACAUUCUACUGCGGAAUGAAAGUGAACGCCUUGGACUUAAGUCCGAACUAUGCGGGAACUAUUAUGGCCAUAGUCAACGGGAUCGGCGGCCUAACUGGCAUCAUCGUGCCAUACCUAGUUGGGGCAUUAACCGAAAAUCACACCCUGGCCGAAUGGCGAAUCGUCUUCUGGAUAGCGUUCGGGGUCUUCCUGUUGUCCAAUUUGGCGUUCGUGUUGUUCGGCAGCGCGCAGGUGCAAGCGUGGAACGUCAACGAGGAGAAGGAGAGGCCCUUGGAGGCGAUAAAGGCCGUCAAGUCGGAAAAUCGCCAGGAGAAAGCCUGAGGGGGGUUAAGAUCUUCAUUUUGAGUUUACUGUGAUAAUUUCGAAUUUUAGUAUUUUGCCAUUAAUGUCAUGUGAAUCAAAAUGGCCGCCAUCGAUGACGUCACUAAGUCUAUUAGGAAUUUCUAUUGCAGUGACAAAACAAAAUAGUAGGCCGUGGCUAUAGAUCUGACAUCUGUCAUGAGAAGCAAUAUGGCCGUCACUGUAUAUAACGUACUUAUUAGGAGUUUCUAUAGUUCAUAAACUUUUGCCAAUAAAGCAAAUUAUUGUCGUAAAAAACAAUAAAACAUUCGGACUCGUUGCUGUAUAAUUUACUGUUUUAAGUAGAAAUAAUACAGGAAAAUACAAUAAAUUUUAUUGACUUAAACCGCAUAAUCUUAAGGUUUUUUUAAAAAUUUAAUUUGUAAUUUAUUAGUAUUAUUAUAGUUAUAAUAAACCGUUUAUGGCCGAUUUGA